Messenger RNA from Exophiala bonariae, 576 nucleotides. RefSeq lists its product as uncharacterized. NCBI's taxonomy places the organism in Eukaryota, Fungi, Ascomycota, Eurotiomycetes, Chaetothyriales, Herpotrichiellaceae. The coding region runs from base 1 to 576 and encodes 191 amino acids. The record is from RefSeq and is a predicted model, not a curated record. The transcript is spliced from 3 exons.
AUGCGUUUCGCUCUGAUCUACCUUCUCGCCGUCGUCCUCCCGGCCGUACCCGCUUUUGCUCAGCGAGGUGGCGGUGGAGGUCAGGGAGGUGAGGGUGGCCGUGGCGGUCGCCCUGGAAGGCCAAAUGGAAACCCUCCAAACACCCUUGUCACCGUCGCCCGCCCGCCUCCCGCUGCUACUGCCGCUCCUGCUCCUGCUCCGGCUGCGGGUGGUAAUGGCGGCAACACUGGCGGAGGCAACGCAGGCGCAGUCAGUGCUGCACUGAUCCCUCCCUUCGGUGUGACAGCCGGAGUCAAAUCAAGUGAUGGAACCGCAAACUGCGUGGGCAUUAACAACAUCAACAUUCCUUGCGAUUGCCCACCAAGCCUGAACACCUUUGUCGGUGCUGUCUCGGACUCAGUGGCUCGUGGGGCUGCUUUCCCAACAGGAAACUCGGUGGCAGAUCAGCUCACACGUCUUCAAACAUGUAUCGUGACUCUUCAGAACUUCAAGGGUGGACCCGGCAGCGGUGUUGGAUGUCCAGCAGUCAGCACGACUUGGAAGGCGCUCCAGGCACAGCUGCAGGGCCAGGCCUGA